Molecule: messenger RNA, 1158 nt
Organism: Anarrhichthys ocellatus (wolf-eel)
Lineage: Eukaryota; Metazoa; Chordata; Actinopteri; Perciformes; Anarhichadidae
Gene: tmem88b
Product: transmembrane protein 88 b
Exons: 2
Coding region: 7-687 (226 amino acids)
Cellular component (GO): plasma membrane
Molecular function (GO): PDZ domain binding
Source: RefSeq, a predicted model, not a curated record
ACAAGUAUGACUGGUACUCUAGAGAAGGGGGCCCACCACCAGGCCUUGGACCUGUCCGAGGAACUGCCGCCGCAUCACCACCAUCAUCACCACAACAACCACCACCAGUAUCUCCACCAUUCCAACUCACUAGCCUCCACCACCGCUGUGGGUGGAGGCAGAGAAACACCUUUGCGUGUAGUUGUACCUCCUCCGUAUUCUGCAGCUGAGAGCGGUGGUGGGGGUAGUGAGGCUCCUCUGGAGCUGCGGGGGUCCCUGGACUGCUGGGCCUGCUCCGUGCUGGUGACGGCUCAGAACCUGAUCAUCGCCACGAUCAACGCCGGCCUCGCUGGACUGGUGUUCGGGACCAUCCUGACACCGGCCAUCAUCAUGGUCGUGUUUGGCUUCCUAUGCCACUCUACAGUCCGCCCUCAUGGGACGACCCCCUACUGCUCGGACCUGCUGACUGACGGAGGCUGCGUGGCUCUGCUGGUGGUGGGCUUCCUCUUGGUCACCCCUCUGCUGGUGCUGGCGCUGGCCGCAUACUGCCGCCUAGCCCGACACCUCCAGCUGGGCCUGUGCUUCAUCCCGUACAGCCGGGCCGUGUACAAGAACCUGCCGGCCACCCGACACCGUGGCCUGGGCACCGGCUGCUGUGGAGGCCGAGAUGGAGCCGAUGGUGGCGGAAAGGGAAAGGUCUGGGUGUGAGCUGGAGAUGGAAGUAAGGGGGAGAGAAGGGAGGGGGUGAGGAAGACCAUCAGAUGAAGAACAUGAAGGGAACUGAACAAGAGGACAGGGUGGGGGUUGUAUGGGAUGACUAAAAGGCAAUGGAUGUGAAGAACAGAUAAACCACCAGAGAAGGGAGGAAGUUAUAAAUGGCAAUUACUGUAACAACCAGCUGAACAUCCUGGAAGACUAGCUACACAUACUGAGUAAUGGCUUACAUCCAGGUCUUAACUUCAGAGCAACAUUAUCGAUUGUUCAGGAAAACAAUAUAUAUGGUGUACUAAGGUAAUUGUUGGUAUAAUUACAAAUGAAUAAAAAAUAAUAACUACUAAGGUAUUUGUUGGCAUUAUUCCACUGGACACAUCGGCUGUUACUGGAAUUUUGUAACUAGAUAGAUAGAUAGAUACACAUAUAUAUAUGCAUACACACACACACACACACACACACACACAC